Dendroctonus ponderosae (mountain pine beetle) is the source of this 1624-nucleotide messenger RNA. Its product is annotated as signal peptide, CUB and EGF-like domain-containing protein 2. The transcript is spliced from 6 exons. The coding region runs from base 167 to 1528 and encodes 453 amino acids. The record is from RefSeq and is a predicted model, not a curated record. Gene Ontology annotation, molecular function: calcium ion binding. NCBI's taxonomy places the organism in Eukaryota, Metazoa, Arthropoda, Insecta, Coleoptera, Curculionidae.
UCUAUUGAAUAUACAUCUUAUUAAAAUAACAAUAAGGAGCCUCUUAACGUCUAAUAUAUUAGAUGUUAUUAUUAACGCUCUGAACAUCACUUUCCCACCACUGCUUAACGCCAGUCACGGCAUCUCUUCUUCAAGAUGAACUCUCAGUGCUCAGAAUUAAUUUAAAAUGGGAUUCAUGUGGCGCGCGAUUUUAUUCGGUUUUGUAUUGUUACUUUAUCUGAUUUCCGAAGGAGCAUGUUCACAAGUCGUUGAGUAUUCGGAUGAAACCGCACUAAAAGCCGCUGAGGCGCACAAGGCUUCAACUACAACCGUUUCUAUUUCCACCGUAAAACCAUCAUCAACUACAAGAACCAGAAAGUUGCGUAAACGCACCAGGCGAAGAAAACGCAUCCGUCUUAGUUCAUCAUCAGUUGCACCCACUUAUAGUCAAUCCACCGCUUCUCCAGUUGCGCCGCAUGAAGAAAAAAUAAAACGCCGGCAAAGAAGGUUGAAGAAACGCAGAAGAGGCUCAAGUAAAGUACGAAAUAGCGCCAACGAUUCGCGAUCUGCUAUUCAAACGCGCAACUUGUUUCAACCGAUAACUCCAAAAGAAAGCUCACCCAAAAUAAGUGGAACUCCAUCAGCAUUCGCCCCACGGAAAGAAACUACUACCAGAUGCAGCAAAAAUAAUGGAGGCUGCGCCCACACUUGCCGGCCGACUGGAUCCCGCAAAUGUGGAUGCUUGAAAGGAUUUUCAUUGAGUGGAGAUGGUCAUAACUGUCUGGAUAUCAAUGAAUGUUUGUUGGAUAAUGGUAAAUGUGAAAUGAAUUGUACCAACACUGUGGGAUCAUAUCGUUGCAAAUGUCCCAACGGUUUGAGGCUGAAUCGAGACCAAAAAUCGUGCGACGACAUCAAUGAGUGUCUGUUGAGGAAUGGACACGGUCCGUGCCAGGACACUUGCAUAAAUUCUCAUGGCGCUUACAAGUGCAGUUGCGAUCGGUUAAAUGGGACAAAAUUGGGCAAUGAUGAGCACAGUUGCACUGACUUAGACGAAUGUGCCCAAGAUAAUGGGGGCUGUUCACAUAUAUGCAUCAAUACUUUUGGAAGAUUCUUCUGCUCAUGCCCUGAAGGAAUGGAAUUAUCGUCGGAUUCUCAAACUUGCCAAGAUAUUAAUGAAUGUGAAAACGAGCACAUGAAAAUUAAAUGCCCCAAUGGAUGUAUGAACACCCAGGGGUCCUUUAGAUGUCUCAAUAUAUCCGAUUUGCAAAAUGACGAAUCUUAUCAAUACGUGGUCUGCCCACCGCUGUUUCCUCCAGAAAACGGCUAUUUCAAAUGUUCGAGAAAGCAUGCAUUAAAAACCCACACAAAGUCCGGUAGAAGACAAAUUAAGAACAGCUUAGGAACGAAAUGCUUUCUGGUGUGUCCUGAAGGUUUCAAACGACAAGGGCAAGGAUUCCGCUUGAAUUGCGGAUAUGGAGGACAGUGGAUGGGGAAAAUGGAUGCUGAAUGUAUCGCAUUGGAAGCCCCUAUCCAGAACAGAUCAGCUUAGAUAGCAUUUAUUUAUUUUGCGUAUUUAAAACAUUUUGAUUAGAUUAGUGGAUUUUUUAAUAAAUAGACGAAUAUAUCUCACACAUAAACAUUUCAA